AUUUGCACGUAAAUUGCACCUCUCUUGUGGUCUCUGAAAUUUGAAAAAAAAAUCGCAACAAUUAUAAGGCUCGGUGACUGCCUCUGUUCCCCUUCGCGUCGGCACCAACAUCCUCGUCUAGGAGAGUGAGACUGCUCUCCUGUGUUCCUGCCUUCUGGGGAGUAAAUUCCACUGAUCUCCACUGACCAUCUGAGUAAACAGAAAGAAUUGCGCGGCCAGUCCCUGUACUUGCGCUCGGAAUCUUAGUGCUCCAAAAACACCGAGAGGGAGAAAGGUGGCGACCCAGGCGGGGCGGGGUUCGGCUAGGAUAGGGUGGUGUUUCCUAUCACUUCCCCGGAUGAGGCCGACCUGGCUAGCUGUGGUGAAGGAGGAAGAAAUAAUAGUAAACAAUAAGGACUAUGUCUGUUUUCCCCAAAAUCUCAUUGAUGCCAAAGGUGGAAGAGUAUCUGAGGGCUAUGUUUAAAAAUGAUGAGCUCGUAACUGCUUUGGGUCCAAUGGAAGCUGAAGUGAAAUAUGAGUCUCUAUUAAAGAAUUUAUCUCAUCCGCCAGCUUUCACAACUGUUCGAGUUAACACUCACUUGGCAUCUGUAGAAUAUGUAAGAAACCUACUUUCUGAAGAGAUCCAGAAGCAGUAUACAAGUCUUAAUGUUCCUGUUCUUCAGCAUCCAGAACUUCCUGACAUCUUACUGAUCCCUGUUAUUGGGCCCAGAAAGGAUCUACAAAAGUUGGCAAAUCAAGUUAUUGUUGGUGCACAGUGUGGGAAUGCAGUGCUUCGAGGAGCACAUGUCUAUACGCCAGGAAUUAUAUCGGCUUCAAAAUACAUGAAAGCUGGUGAUUUUGUUUCAGUGUACUCUGAUAUUGAAGGGAAAUGUAAAAGAGGAGCCAAAGAAUUUCUGGGGACCAAAGUUUUUGUUGGAAAUGGGAUUUCUGAACUAAGCCGCAAUGAAAUUUUUAAUUCUAAUGGCCCACUGAAAGGAAUGGGAAUAAAAAUGACAGAACCAAUUUACCUUAGUCCUUCAUUUGACAAAAUGCUAUCCAGCUAUCUAUUUUUACAGAAUCUGCCCUCUUCAGUUGUGAGCUAUGUUUUAAAUCCUCAGCCAGGACAGAGAGUUUUGGACAUGUGUGCUGCUCCUGGGGGAAAAACAACCCAUCUUGCAACAUUAAUGUGUGAUGAGGGGGAAGUGAUAGCCCUGGACAAGAUAGCAGACAAAGUGAAAAAGAUAAUGCAAAAUGCUGCAUUACUGAAGUUGAAUUGUAUCAAAACAUUUUGUUAUGAUGGUAUUAAGGCACUUGCCACUGGCAAAAGGGAGGAUGGGCAAGAAGGACCUCCAUUUUUACCAGAAUCAUUUGAUAGAAUACUUCUCGAUGCUCCUUGUAGUGGCAUGGGGCAGAGACCAAAUAUGGCAUAUUCCUGGUCUUUAAAGGAAGUGACUUCUUAUCAGCCCUUGCAACGCAAGCUCUUUAGAGUGGCAGUACAGCUGCUGAAGCCAGGGGGCAUCCUGGUAUACAGUACCUGCACAAUUACACUUUCUGAAAAUGAGGAGCAAGUUGUCUGGGCACUGGAGACUUUCCCAUGCCUCCGGCUUCAAUCACAGGAGCCCCAUAUUGGAGGAGAAGGCAUGAUAGGAGCUGGACUGUCACCUGAGCAGUUGAAACGGCUGCAGAGGUUUGAUCCAUCUGAAAUAAUUUUGCAGGGAAUGGAUUUUAAUUCACUGCAAGAAUUCAAAUAUGAAGAUUUGAUAAGCCUGGCAAAUAAGGACUGUAUAGGAUUUUUUAUUGCAAAAUUUGUAAAAGUGUAGUGAAAAUAUGACUUAGAACUGAAUGUAAAAAAAUACCCUUUCUGUUAAAAUGUGGAGCAUUCUGAACUGUACUUCCAUGCUGCUGCAGUGUUGCCAAGCCAACUGACUGACGACACAGUUACUAUAGCAACAGUAAAAUCUGUCAGCCAUUUCCCUUGGGAGAGAUCCACAGGUUGGAGAAACAAGUCUGAGAAAAGGGAGAGCUUCAAUUUGCAGGGCUCUCUUUGGUUUUGCAUUUGCAGUGGGCCACUGAUUCUAGAAAUAUGCUUAUUUUUUGGUCUAUCUGGGUGAUUUUAUUUUUAAAACCCUGCAGUCAUGUACAGUAGGAAGUCUGUUUUCAAAGUAUAUUAUCAGUAAUUAAAAUAUUCUGUUAUGUUUUGUAAUAUCUUGUUUACUGAACUCUCAAAUUGCUGUUUAUGAAAAACAAUUUUAUAUUAUUAAAUGACAUAAUUUCAUACAAAA
Rhineura floridana is the source of this 2261-nucleotide messenger RNA. It is a transcript of the gene NSUN6, whose product is annotated as NOP2/Sun RNA methyltransferase 6. The coding region runs from base 399 to 1799 and encodes 466 amino acids. Lineage: Eukaryota; Metazoa; Chordata; Lepidosauria; Squamata; Rhineuridae. The record is from RefSeq and is a predicted model, not a curated record. Gene Ontology annotation, molecular function: RNA binding; methyltransferase activity. Gene Ontology annotation, biological process: RNA methylation. The transcript has 12 exons.